AUGAUUGAAAAAAUGGUUGAAUAAUUAGUACUUGAUUAAAAAAACGCGUAUUCGCGCAUGCGCACUUACUUCAAAAUACAGGAAUUGUGGAAAUAAAUUGAUACAUGCAUCGUGAUCUGCAUCGUGAUUAUUUCGAGAUUAUUUUGAGGUUAAGCUCCGUUAGCAAUAAUUAAUAUUACAUGCCUUCACACGUAACGGCGUGGUAUAAUGGCGACGCCAACAAAUAGCAAUGGUAAUCUUGUUGACGAAUUUGAAGAAGCAUUUCAGCAAUGUUUGGGUGUACUGACAAAAGACGAGGGAUUAGCCACCAGCGGAUCUGGUAUAUCUGGUUUGACAAUGGAUAAGGAUGAAGGCCGAGUGGAAAUGGAGCAAGCUACCAUGAGAUUCAUAGACCUGGCCAGGCAGAUGGAGGCUUUCUUUUUGCAAAAGAGAUUCCUGCUGUCUGCCCUAAAGCCCGAGCUGGUAGUCAAGGAAGAGAUCAAUGAGUUAAAAUUGGAGUUGGCCCGUAAAGAAGAGCUCAUAAAAAGGCACAACGAAAAAAUUGCUGUCUGGCAGAAUAUGUUGUCAGACUUACAAGGAUGGGCACAAUCUCCCGCUCAAGGUCCAGCGCCCAAUGGAUUACCAAGUGGAAAUCAAAGUGGACAGAACCAGCAAGCCACGGGCGGUGGUGGUAACGCCACGAUGCAGCAGCAACAGCAGAUGCUGCAGCAUCAGCAACAGUUACAGCAACAAUUGCAACAGCAGCAGCAGCAGCAUCCACAGCUGCAGCAGCAAUUGCAACAACAUCCCCUGCAACAACAGGUGCAACAAGGCUCUGGUGGCCCGCCGACAUCGGGUCUGCAGGGAGUCGGUGUAUCGGUCAGCCAGCAGGGCAUGUUUAUGGCACAGGGCGGCGUCGGUGCCAGAGCUGCCGGAUUCCCGGUAGGUGCUGUAGGCAGUAGUGCUCUUCAGGGACCCCUCGCCUUCCUGGAAAAGACAACGAGCAACAUAGGGAUGCCAGAGAGGCGGAGUUGACGCGGAAGGGGGAGGGGCCGGGGCCGGGGUCGUGGAAGAGGACGAGGUAGAGGAAGAGGCGGUGGUGGUAGUGGCCUACCGCCGCCGCCACCGCUUCUCGACCCUUCAGACCCGUCGUCCUACGCUGCUGCCGCCGCAGUCGCAGCCGCUGCGGCGGCGCCCCUUCCCUCUCCACAGCAGCAGCCACCACCUUGCACGUAAAUGUAACAUGUGUGGUUCUAAUUUCCUGAAAGAAGGACAGAGAUCACAUCUCGAGAUCCAGCAGACUGCAGUGUGCUUGUAGGAUCCAUGAUUGAUCUAAAUGUGUUGGUGAUACUAGUGAUGAUGAUGACUGAAACGCAGUGAUAUUACGGCUACAGCAACAGAAUCAAGUACAAUAAAAUGUGUACAAAUGUAGCAUUGAUAACUUGUGAGCUUAACGCUCGCAAACGGCAAUACUUUUAUUGGAACUCAAUUUCGAAUUAGGAUGACAACUGAAUAAACAAUAUGAACGUUGUUACGUGUUGCUCAUAUGCGAGAAAGUGAAUGUCUUGUACUUCUACUUCUGUACUUCGGAGUGGACUGUGAGAUAAGGGUGAGUUUACUAUAUAGCGCGUAAAAUUAUGACAAAGGAAAAUAGGAGAUAGUUUGUAAUGACAGACAGGUUGAAAUGAGAGUGAGCGAGAUGUACAUAAGAAUAUAUGCGAGCAAUAUCUUCCUAUGCAUAGAAAUAAGAAUGCCUCUGUUUCUUCACGCUAUAUGAUAGCUUACGUUUAAUUUUUCAGAAAUUACAUUUUUGUAAUAAAUUGCGUUCAUCGCUUUUGCAGUGCCUUUGAAUCUACCAAUCAAAUGUACUGUUUGUGCGAUAUCAAUCAGAUGUAUAUUAUUUAAUUAAAUUUAAUGUGGAAAAUCAAAAUGCAUGUUGAUCAUAGUAGAUUAGUAUGAGCAUCUGCGUCCUGGAACUUCAGUUAUAAUUAUUUAUUUUAUUUUCACCUAGAAUAGAUGUAUGUCUAACGUGUACUCAGCAAUGCGCGGCGUAAGAUAAUUUUAUAUUAUGUUUUUCAUCUAAUGUUAAUGUGAUAACACACACACACACACACACAAUCAAUUUCAUAUUAAUAAUAAAAUUAAUAAUAAAAUACGUAAAUAUAUUUAUUUAUUUAUCGUAUUAACAGGCGAUUUAUAUAUAUAUUACGCCUCUUAUACACUCACGGAUGCUCAUACUAUUCUUUUAGACUUAAUGAACAUGUAAACAACAAUAUGUAUGCAAUUUUUAUCCUGUACAAUAUUAUAUUUGUAUGCACUAUAGUAUACAUAGAAUUGAUACAAAUAUUAAAGCACGCUUUCCUGUUUUUGUUAUUAGAUACAGUUAGUUUAAAAUCCUCUCAGAUACUCGUAUAAUAAGGCUCUCGAGAAUAUUUAUCAAAAGAAGAAUCGGCUUUACACGUAGUAAGAAGUUUCACUGUACAAAAUUAUCAAGUUGUAUAAAACAUGUUUCUGG
Ooceraea biroi (clonal raider ant) is the source of this 2494-nucleotide messenger RNA. It is a transcript of the gene MED28, whose product is annotated as mediator complex subunit 28. Gene Ontology annotation, cellular component: mediator complex. Lineage: Eukaryota; Metazoa; Arthropoda; Insecta; Hymenoptera; Formicidae. The record is from RefSeq and is a predicted model, not a curated record.